Aspergillus puulaauensis is the source of this 1149-nucleotide messenger RNA. RefSeq lists its product as uncharacterized. The transcript has a single exon. Bases 1 to 1149 code for a protein of 382 amino acids. NCBI's taxonomy places the organism in Eukaryota, Fungi, Ascomycota, Eurotiomycetes, Eurotiales, Aspergillaceae. The record is from RefSeq and is a predicted model, not a curated record.
AUGGCGCCCUCGAACGAGGUGCACGUCACAAUCGAUAACCCUGACACCCCGAUCCCGGGCCAGGACAUCACCGCGACAGCAACCCUCAACCUCACGAAGCCACUCUCCGUCUCUGAAUUCACCGUCUCCAUCUACGGCCGCGCAUUCUCGCGCAUCUACCGCCAAUACGUACUCAGCAACUUCCGGUACAAUUGGUGCGGGCAGGGCUUCUUCUUCAAGCGCUUCGUCGUCCUCAUCCAGACCCCCACCACCCUGCCCCCGGGUACACACACAUUCCCCUUUCGACUCCAACUCCCAGCGACAACCGAACAAGUCCGCGGAAACUGGCACAUGUUCAACAAAUGGAAGCCGCGCGACCCUUUCCCAGGCAAGGACACCACCCACCCACUGCCAGCGACAUUAGUAGACAUGGCCGCCAACGAAACCUGGGGCUCGACCGAGGGAAAAGUAGAGUACAUCAUCGAAGCAAAGGUGCAAAAGGGACCCGAGGCAGGCUUCCUCGACUCAAUGCCCAAAGACGCCAGAACCUUCACCGUCGCAUCCCUCCCCCGUCCAGACCUCCCUCAAUCCCUCAACUCAGCCCAGAUCCCCUGGCAGCAAGUCGUCCGCACAAUCCAGACCCCGGCCGGCCCCGCAAAUAUCACCUGCCGCCUCCCGCAAGUCCUCAUCCAAGGUGCAAAGGCCCCCAUAUACCUCAAAUCCGACCGCCCGCUCGUUCUCACAGGUCUGAAGAUAAAGCUGUACCUAGAGUAUCUCGUGCGCGGGCGUAAUCUGAUCUGGCCGGAGAAACGCACGAGUGUGACUCCCAGCGCGCAGCUCGUCAGAGCCGAGAAUGGGAGUCUGCCGCUCUCGGCGGAAUAUGUGCCUGUGCGGGUGCUGGAAAUUUCGCGCGGUCUGCCGUUGGCGUUUGUGACGUUUAAUCUGGCUUGUCUUGCGCACUGGCUGGAGAUUAAGUAUCGGGUUACUGAGCCGGGUGGGAAGGAGGAGACGAAGGCUGUUAUGAAGGAUAUUUCGGUGCAGGUGCAGUCGUGGGUGGAUGGUCGGGCUGGCGAGAAUGGACAGGGGCAGGGGAAGCAGGUUGGUGGCAGCUUUGUAGGGCAGGUGCUUAAUGAGGAGGAGUAUCGCAAGUGGCAGGCUGAGAAGAAGUAG